This is a messenger RNA of Trypanosoma cruzi, 2712 nucleotides long. Its product is annotated as ATP-dependent RNA helicase, putative. The transcript has a single exon. Gene Ontology annotation, cellular component: nucleus. Gene Ontology annotation, molecular function: RNA binding; RNA helicase activity; ATP binding. The record is from RefSeq and is a predicted model, not a curated record. Lineage: Eukaryota; Euglenozoa; Kinetoplastea; Trypanosomatida; Trypanosomatidae. Bases 1 to 2712 code for a protein of 903 amino acids.
AUGCUUAUGAGGUUACUGUCUUGCAGAAGACCCCUAGGUUCCUUUAUCGUCUAUUGUAUUUUUUUCUUUUUCCAAUGUGUGUUUUUUGAAAUCUUUUGGAUUUUCUAUUUCUUUUGCCGUUGUUAUGUCUACCGGUUUUUACAUGCUUUUUUUUUCUUGUCUCACUCUUUAUGGAUACAUGAAGAAGAAGAAAAAAAAGAGGGUGAGUUUGCGCGUGCGUGUGUGUGGAGGAAACAAAUGUUGACGGGAUUAGGGACUUGGGAGUCCGCUGUGGACUCCGUGGAGGCGCAGGACCAGCAGCCGAAAAAAAAGCGCGGAGGCGGGUUUCAAAGCUUUGGACUGGACAAGCCGGUGCUUGACGGUGUGCUGCGACUUGGGUACAACGUACCGACGCCCAUCCAGCGUAAAGCCAUUCCACCGAUGACUCAGGGAAGCGACGUGGUAGCCAUGGCCCGCACGGGAUCCGGAAAGACGGCGGCAUUUCUCAUUCCCAUGUUGAACCUUUUGAAGUCGCACAGCAAGACGGUGGGUAUUCGUGGACUGGUUCUCGCUCCAACGCGUGAACUGAGUUUGCAGAUCCUACGCUUUGGUAUUCAGUUGAACAAGUUUCUUGACCUCCGCUUUGCGGCGCUGGUCGGUGGAAACUCGCUUGAGCAACAGUUCGAGUUGCUCGGAUCGAAUCCUGACAUUGUGGUCGCCACACCGGGUCGUUUACUUCACAUCAUGGAAGAGGCCUCCUUGAAGCUGAGCAUGGUGAAAUGUCUGGUGUUAGAUGAGGCCGACCGCCUGUUUGAACUCGGACUGCAGCCGCAGAUAGUCGCGGUUAUGCAGAAGGUGCCAGAUGCGUGUCAACGUGCACUUUUUUCAGCCACAAUGCCAAGUGUAUUGGCAGAAUUUACUAGCGCAGGACUCCACAACCCUGUGGUCAUUCGUUUGGAUGCGGAAAUGAAACUAAGCGAUAAACUGAAGCAAAGUGCCUUCUUUGUCCGUAACGAUGAGAAAGUGGCUGCUCUCAUCGUGCUGCUUAAAAAGGUCAUUGGAGUGGCGGCAGGUGACACGAACGAUGGUACAGCCCAACAGGCUCUCAUUUUUGUUGAGUCAAAGUUUCAUGUGGAUUAUUUACAAAUGAUCAUGGAAGCAUAUCUUAUCUCUUGUAGCGCAGUACAUGGUCAAAUGGACCAGGAGGCGCGGCGUAAUGCUGUGCAGGCGUUCUCAAGGCGUGAAACUCACGUUAUGAUUGUAACUGACGUUGCCGCGCGCGGUCUUGAUCUUCCACUGCUGGACAACGUUGUGAACUUUUCAUUCCCAUCCACACCGAAGCUGUUUGUGCAUCGCGUUGGCCGUGUGGCGCGCGCUGGCCGUUCGGGUGCGGCGUAUUCAUUCCUCACCUUUGAAGACUUUCCGUACUACGUCGACCUCAUGGCGUUUAUUGAUCGUCCACUGCAGUGUCGACGAACCGAGGGUGACUUACUUUUCACGGCUGAUGAUGGCUGCUUUGGACGCAUGCCGGAGGAAGACUUGCAGUUGGAGCUCGACUUCUUGCGUCGCCUCGCUCUGGAGGAUGUGGAGGUGAGGAACAUGGCGAAAGUCGUCGACAAUGCUCACAAGAAGUUUACACGCACCAAGAAGAAGGCAACUCACGACGGCAUUCAAGAGGCAAGGCAGGAGAAGUACCAGUUUGACAACACACCUCUGCAUCCUAUUUUUGUGGAGCGUCUGGAGGCGAAGCGCAUUGCAGCCGAUGAAGCGCGGUUUGAUCUAAAGCGUUUCAAGGCGAAGGAAUCCGUCCUUGAGAUGAUUCACGGCGAAAAGAUGUUUCAAAUCAUGAAGCCUGUAACCAUUCAAACCCUCUGGAAAGAGCAACGAGAGCAAGCGGAAGAAGACGACGCGGCAACGGGAAAAGGAGCAGCGGAAGAAGAGCCACAGAAGAGCGACCGUGCAAAGAUUACGAAAAGAGAUGUGACGGUGCCGGAAAAGAAGUUAUCCCUGGGAGAAAAACUGCUUUUGAAGGCACAGGAGCGGAAAAAACGGGAACGACAAGAAAUGGACGGUGCAACCAACGAGGAAGACGCUGUCACUGUGUGUCCCACGCGGGGUAUGCACCGUUUUGAGUCGGAAUACGGUGGAGGGAGCGGGAAGUAUCGCGACCAGGAUUAUUUUAUGGACACCACGAAGCGCAGCACUAUGGAGGAUGCGCACUAUUCUGUGAAGGACGCAACUUUUGACGUGGGUGCUGAGAGUGCACAAGAGGCGCAACAACAACGCCAAGUGUACGCGUGGAGUAAGAAGAAGAAUCGCUUUGUACGAAUGAAUGUCAAUGACGCAAAGGCCAUGUUACGCGGCGUAAAAAAUGAGGCAGGGAAAGCAGUGAACUUUAAAUCGAAGCUGGAGGCCUACUCACGGUGGAUGAAGAAGAGCAAUAUGCGUAUUCAAGACGUUGGGGAAGAAGAAGAUCUUGGACCUCUCCAUCGUGCCAGGGCCGCACAAGAGCAGGGCACCGGCGGCUAUAACCAUGACGGUGAUGAUGAUGAUGACACAGUAGACAUCAGUGAUCCAAAUCAGGGGAAGAAACUUCGGGUUGGUCGCAAGCAACGUCGUCUGCCAAAGGACGGGCACAUUCGAACCUUUGAGGAGAUGGCGCACAUCAAACGCAAGGCAGAAAAAGAGCGGGCCCGUCUGUCACGCAAGAAGCAAAAGCGAAAGAGCAAGUAG